UGAAAAAAUUAAAUUCCCACUGAAAAACAAAAAUUAAGAAUGUAGUAAUACUAUAAACAAAUUAAUAUGAUUCCAUAAAAGUCAUAGAGUUGUUGUAUCCUUUUAAAACCCCCCAUCCCAACAUGUCCUCUUCCUUUACCGAUUAACAAUAUCAAAGAAAGACAAAUCUUCUAUCUCCGUCUUCCUCUCUAUUUUUGGCUAAUUAAUGUCUCUUUGACUCUUUUAACUCCCACCUAGAUUUCUUAAUUCCUGCCCUUAUCGGGGCGAUUCAUCGAUCUCCAAAGAAGCGAGGAAAGGGUAAACGAUCUUCCCGAGGCUUCACGGAACCCUCACCAUUCUCUUUUCUUCCUCCACACGUAGCCAUACAAAUUUCAAAAAAGAGAUGGAUCCGACAGAGCUAAAACGUCUGUUCCAAAUGUUCGAAAAAAAUGGGGACGGGACGAUCACGGGGGAAAAGCUAAGCGAGACACUGCGAAGCCUCGGGAUAUACAUCCCCGACAAGGAGUUGACUCAGAUGAUCGAGAAGAUCGACGUGAAUGGUGACGGGUGCGUGGACAUAGACGAGUUUGGGGAGCUUUACAAAACUAUAAUGGACGAAGAAGAAGAAGACAUGAAGGAAGCUUUCAAUGUAUUUGAUCAGAAUGGAGAUGGGUUUAUAACGGUGGAUGAAUUGAAGGCGGUUUUGUCUUCCUUGGAGUUAAAGCAAGGUAAGACAUUGGAUGAUUGUAAGAAGAUGAUAAAGCAAGUGGAUGUUGAUGGUGAUGCCGUGAUGGUAGGGUUAACUACCAAGAGUUUAGACAAAUGAUGAA
Molecule: messenger RNA, 809 nt
Organism: Camelina sativa (false flax)
Lineage: Eukaryota; Viridiplantae; Streptophyta; Magnoliopsida; Brassicales; Brassicaceae
Source: RefSeq, a predicted model, not a curated record